Molecule: messenger RNA, 1457 nt
Organism: Linum tenue
Lineage: Eukaryota; Viridiplantae; Streptophyta; Magnoliopsida; Malpighiales; Linaceae
Source: the annotation of a GenBank genome assembly
AACCCUCCCCAGAAACCGGAGCCGUUUCGUGAAAAUUUGACAGCAGCUAGUCGCUUAGCUGCACGGUGGAAGCAAGCAAUUAGGGUUUUCCAAUUCCUCUUCUGUAGUCAUCGAUCGCCAUGUAGUAGAGUUCUAUAUCCUCUUUCUUCCCCACCCAUCUGCGAUACCGACAGUUGCUCUGAUUAGGGUUACACGGAUCUCUCCCCUUCAAAUCCCGUUGGGGGUAUCUCUUCCCUUCGAUUAUGAGGUUACCCACCUCAGUGAAAUCCCUGUUCCAGUUAGAGGCAGCGGUGGGGAAGCCAACCAGACCUCCAUGGAUGUUUUCGUCGCUGUUUUCGUACUCAGAAACUCCUCAAAAGAAAGCAAAGGCUGCGCCUUUGCAGGAGACUAGAAUGAGGGACAGAAUGAAUCUGCAUGUCAAAGGUGGUGAUGGUGGGGGUGGGUGCUGCAGCUUCCACAGAAGCAGGGUUGUUCGCCGUGGGAGAGCCGAUGGUGGGAAUGGUGGAAGAGGUGGUGAUGUGAUCUUGGAAUGUUCCCCUGCAGUUUGGGACUUUAGUGGUUUGCAGCAUCAUGUUAAUGCAGCCAGAGGGGGUCAUGGAGCCUCCAAGAAUAUGAUAGGCACUCGAGGAGACGAUAAGGUUGUCCGAGUACCCGUUGGCACUGUGAUUCAUCUUGUUAGGGGAGGGGAAGGUGGUUUAGGUAAUGUUUCUACUUCAAAUGUUCCGAACAAUGCCAAGACUGGAAAGCCAGGGAUAUUGAAUAAGGGAAACUCUACUGAUCCUGAUGAUCACCCCUCCCUCCGAGCUGGUUCACCUGGUUCUGAAGCUGUCUGCAUACUGGAGCUCAAGAGCAUUGCAGACGUAGGCCUUGUGGGUAUGCCAAAUGCUGGUAAGAGCACUCUUCUGGGUGCUUUAUCCAGAGCGAAGCCCACAGUCGGCCACUAUGCCUUCACAACACUGCGGCCAAACUUAGGGAAAGUGAAUUUUGAAGACUUCUCAGUCACAGUGGCUGAUAUCCCUGGACUGAUAAAGGGUGCUCAUGUGAACCGUGGACUUGGCCAUUCCUUCCUACGACACAUCGAGAGAACAAAGGUGUUGGCUUAUGUGGUAGAUUUGGCCAGUGGAUUGGAUGAUGGGGAACAACUGAGAGAUUUAGUGUUGGAGCUGGAGCACCAUCAGGAAGGGUUGUCUGAUCGGCCUUCAAUAGUUGUGGCUAACAAGAUAGACGAGGCUGGGGCGGAACUAGUGUUCGAAGAAUUGAAAAGAAGGGUGCAGGGUGUUCCCAUUUACCCAGUAUGUGCUGUUCUGGAAGAAGGGUUGCCUGAGAUGAAAGCUGGUCUCAGGGUGCUGGUGGAUGGUGGAGGGAAAUCUGGGCGACUCUGCUUGGAUAAUAUUGAUUGUUCUGCUGAUAAGAUGGAGCCAGAAGCUGGAAACCUCUGUGAAGUCAGCUCGCUUUGA